This is a messenger RNA of Ornithodoros turicata, 865 nucleotides long. RefSeq names its product alpha-ketoglutarate-dependent dioxygenase alkB homolog 7, mitochondrial-like. Bases 47 to 796 code for a protein of 249 amino acids. Gene Ontology annotation, cellular component: mitochondrial matrix. NCBI's taxonomy places the organism in Eukaryota, Metazoa, Arthropoda, Arachnida, Ixodida, Argasidae. The transcript has 4 exons. The record is from RefSeq and is a predicted model, not a curated record. Gene Ontology annotation, biological process: fatty acid metabolic process; DNA damage response.
AAAAAACUCGUCUGCUACCAAGUCGCUGGGUGCUAGGCUUUUCGUAAUGGCGCGUGCGUUUCGUUUCUUCGGCCGCGUUAGUUUGCAAAUAAAUAUCGAAAAAUGCUUCAAACGCGGGCUUCCUGUUUGUAUUUCGAGACAGAGGUACUGUUCCACGAGGGCCAAUACCUUUUCACGCAUGAAUCAACAACCUGACAUGUCAGAGCAGUUUAGGGACAGCCACUUUGAAGCAUCUGACCCGUCGACAUUAGAUGUGAUCUCCCAGAGUAUGUACAUUUACAAUGAUUUUAUUAGCGCUGAAGAGGAGAGCGUCCUAGUCAAUGAAAUUGAGCCACAGGUGAAAAGGCUAAAGUACGAAGGAAGCCAUUGGGACGAUGCAAUCCACGGCUACAGAGAAAUUGAAAGAAAUACUUGGUCCAACCCCAGCGAAGCAAUCAUCAGGAAAGUGAGAGACCUCGCUUUCGGCCCAGGCGUGGCACAAAUAGCCCAUGUACACUGUCUAGACUUGGAAGAAUCUGGGCACAUAAAGCCGCACGUCGAUAGCGUCAGGUUCUGCGGCGACACCAUAGCUGGCUUGUCACUCCUGUCCGAGUGUGUCAUGAAGCUGGUUCAUGAGAAAGAAAAAGAGAAGUGGGUGAAGAUUUUCCUCAGGAGGCGGUCGUUGUAUAUCAUGACGGGAGCAGCAAGAUACGACUUCACACACGAAAUACUUCCAAACAGUCAGUCACUGUUCAAGUCAUUACCAGUUAAGAAAACUCGACGAAUAUCUGUGAUGUGCCGAAAUGAGCCGGUGUGAUCAUCGCUACGUGGAAAUGAACACUCGAGUAUAUUUAUAGACAAUAUAAAAUAAAUUUAAUGUACGACA